GUCUCGCCUCACAAACAUUGGCACUUUUCUCUCUCUCCUUUCUUUAUUUCCUUUCCCCCAAAUCAAAGCUUCAAAUUUGGUCAUGUCCUAGAAAUCCCACGUCCAAGCAAUUUCAAUCAAUAGUCAAAUCAUUUCUUAAUUCGAUUCAGAUCAGACUUUUAACGGAAAAUUAACAAGUCCAAGAAAACUUGUAAAAGGAGAUGUCUUGCUCAUCGUCAUCCGGGUCUGAGGAAGAGGAUGAGGGCUUCGAUUCCUACAGAAAAGGAGGCUACCACGCCGUCAGGGUCGGCGAUCAGUUCGCCGGUGGGAGGUACAUAGCACAGAGGAAGCUGGGGUGGGGUCAGUUUUCCACCGUCUGGCUCGCUUACGAUACUCGCAAUUCUACAUAUGUUGCCCUCAAAAUCCAGAAAAGUGCAGCCCAGUUUGCCGAGGCCGCCCUUCAUGAGAUAAAUGUUCUUUCAUCCAUUGCUGAGGGAGACCCUUCAAAUUCAAAGUGUGUCGUCCAAUUGAUUGACAACUUUAAGCAUUCAGGCCCAAAUGGGCAGCACCACUGCAUGGUCCUUGAGUUCCUUGGUGAUAGCUUGCUUCGUCUGAUCAGAUAUAGACGUUACAAAGGCCUUCCAAUGAAUAAAGUUAGAGAAAUUUGUAAAUGCAUUUUGAUUGGUUUGGAUUACUUGCAUAGCGAACUUCGCAUAAUCCACUCAGACCUAAAACCUGAAAAUGUCCUCCUCUUAUCCACCAUUGAUCCUGCCAAAGACCCAGUUAGAUCUGGACAAAGCCCGAUUCUGGAGAGGCCUGAGGGAAGCAUAAAUAUGGGAUUUUCAAGUGUUAUUGAGAAAAAGUUGAAAAGGAGAGCCAGAAGAGCAGUUGCUAAAAUAUCAGGAAGAACUUCUUUAGGAGAAGCUGGAGAGGCUCCAAAAUCUGAUAGAAAUGUUGAUGGAAUUGAUGUGCAAUGCAAGAUAGUUGAUUUUGGAAAUGCGUGCUGGGCAGAUAAGCCAUUUGCAGAGGAAAUCCAGACGAGGCAGUACAGAGCUCCUGAAGUUAUACUGCAGGCUGGGUACUCCUCCUCUGUUGACAUGUGGUCUUUUGCUUGCAUUGCUUUUGAGCUCGCCACAGGUGAUAUGAUGUUUACUCCCAAGCCAGGACAAGGUUUUAGUGAGGAUGAGGACCACCUUGCCCUGAUGAUGGAACUCCUUGGAAAGAUGCCCCGGAAGGUUGCCGUCAGUGGAGCGAAAUAGGAUUACUUUGACAGACAUGGGGAUCUAAAAAGAAUUAGGAGGCUAAAAUUCUGGCCACUUGAAAUUUUGAUUGAUAAAUACAAAUUUUCAGAGAGUGAUGCUCGUGAGUUCUCAGAAUUUAUUUCUCCACUUCUGGAUUUUUCCCCAGAGAAGCGGCCAACUGCACAACACUGUUUAGAACACCCAUGGCUUAGUGGUCAAGCCAACUCCAAAUAAUGAGAAAUGAUU
Messenger RNA from Neltuma alba, 1466 nucleotides. RefSeq names its product SRSF protein kinase 1-like. Gene Ontology annotation, molecular function: ATP binding; protein serine/threonine kinase activity. Lineage: Eukaryota; Viridiplantae; Streptophyta; Magnoliopsida; Fabales; Fabaceae. Gene Ontology annotation, biological process: peptidyl-serine phosphorylation; regulation of mRNA processing; spliceosomal complex assembly. The record is from RefSeq and is a predicted model, not a curated record.